This is a messenger RNA of Suncus etruscus (white-toothed pygmy shrew), 978 nucleotides long. RefSeq names its product olfactory receptor 14A16. The coding region runs from base 1 to 978 and encodes 325 amino acids. Gene Ontology annotation, cellular component: membrane. The record is from RefSeq and is a predicted model, not a curated record. Gene Ontology annotation, molecular function: olfactory receptor activity; G protein-coupled receptor activity. The transcript has a single exon. Gene Ontology annotation, biological process: G protein-coupled receptor signaling pathway. Lineage: Eukaryota; Metazoa; Chordata; Mammalia; Eulipotyphla; Soricidae.
AUGUACCCUCCCGGAAUGAACACGAGCUCUGUGGUGACAGAAUUCCUCCUGCUGGGUUUCUCUGGCCCCUGGAGGCUCCGUUCUUUCCAGUCUGGGAUUUUCAUGGCGGUGUACCUGGCCGCCCUGGCAGGCAACGGGCUCAUCGUCACUGUCACAGCCCUGGACCCCCACCUGCACACUCCCAUGUACUUCUUUGUGCGGAACCUGUCCCUGCUGGACCUGUGCCUCAUCUCGGCUGUCGUGCCCAAGGCUGUGGUCAACGCUCUGACCCGCAGGGACUCCAUCUCCUUCCUGGGCUGUGCCACCCAGGUCUUCAUGGUGCUCUUCUCAGCUGUGGUGGAACUGUUCCUCCUCACAGCCAUGUCCCUGGACCGAUAUGCAGCCGUCUGCCACCCCCUGCACUACGAUGGCAUCAUGACCAGGGCCACCUGUGCACAGCUGGUGGCUUUGUCCUGGCUCAGUGGUGCUUUCAUAUCCCUCAUACACACGGCUGAAGUCUUCUCCUGGUCUUACUGUGACCUCAACGAAAUGCACCAGUUCUUCUGUGACAUCCCCCAGCUGCUAGCCAUCACAUGCUCAGAGAACGUGAUGACAGAAAUGGUGCUCAUUUUCACGAAUGCUGUCCUGGACUUGAGCUGCUUUAUCUGCAUCAUCGUCUCCUACAUCUACAUCUUCUCCACAGUCAGGAAGAUCUCGUCCAGCGAGGGGCAGUCCCGAGCCUACUCUACCUGCCUCCCACACCUGGCAGUGGUUGUGCUCUUCCUCUCCACGGCCUUCAUUGCUUACCUGAAACCUAUCUUCGGGGCCCCAUCAUUUGCUGACCUCGUUUUGUCUUCUUUCUAUGUUUUGCUGCCCCCUUCCCUCAACCCCAUCAUCUACAGCCUAAGAAAUAAAGACAUGAAGGCAGGUUUGAAGAAGCUGAUCACUAGAAAGCUCCUAACGAAAGAGAAUCUCCUGGUUUUUCUUCUUUCAGAAUAG